GAGCUAACGGGGUCAAUCAAUCGUCAUUUUGUAGAGCGUUUUUUACUGCAUCUUUUCUUCAUAGAGACAAAUUUACAACCACUUGUUUCACUAUAGAAAAAGUUAUUAUUCAAAUCGAGUCAGGACUUCUGGCCCACCCUUUAUAUCAGAGCGGGGCUAGUCAUGAAAAAUUAUUUAUGACUUGCCUUUAGUUAAGAAAACAAAAAGUAGUGACUUAAUUUGACUUUACUUGACUGAAGAAAUUGAAAAAGAAGCAGCAGCUAUCCUUCUUAUUGUUAUCGCUUUAUUUCUAUUUCCAAUCUCGAAAAAUGGACAAUUUUCGGCUGAUUUGCUCGGAAAAAAAGACAGCUCACUUAAAUUGGUCUAAAACAAAUAACAAACCACUCGGCUUGACUUGCACGUUUUUAGACUGACAAUUUCAUGACUGCGACCUGAAGGAACUCUGAUCUGCGAUCUCCACUAUAGUUAUAAUUUCUCCCUUUUUUUUUUUAGAUCAACCACUUGAGACGACAACAACAACAAUUAAACAACAGCAUAGCGAUCCGGGUCGUACAGCGGCUUCUGCAUUUGCACAAGAUAUGACACCAGAAACAUUUAAACGUGAAUUAAGACCAAGGAAAAAAUGA
Molecule: messenger RNA, 626 nt
Organism: Didymodactylos carnosus
Lineage: Eukaryota; Metazoa; Rotifera; Eurotatoria; Philodinida; Philodinidae
Source: the annotation of a GenBank genome assembly